Molecule: messenger RNA, 471 nt
Organism: Diaporthe amygdali
Lineage: Eukaryota; Fungi; Ascomycota; Sordariomycetes; Diaporthales; Diaporthaceae
Exons: 3
Coding region: 1-471 (156 amino acids)
Source: RefSeq, a predicted model, not a curated record
AUGGCCGUGCCCAAGCUCACCGUUGUCGGUAUUGAAUCAAGCCCCGUGCCCAGUUGGCUGACGCGCCGCAAACGAUACGCGAUACGAGCCCCAGACUUUGAUGGUCUCGCAAUAGUGCGUGUACAGUGUGGGAAAUACUCACCGCACACCCAUAAACAAGCUGAUAGGAUGAUCGAAAGUGGUGUGCAGGAUGUGAAUGAAAGAAUAGGAUGGAGGGGAGAACGGGGAGGGUGGAAGGGGAGAUGGAUGGAGGGAUGGAUGCAGUUCGCCUCACUCGCUGGUGGCAGCAGUAUCAAAGUUCCCAAUAUCGUUUGUACACAUGGUGGGAGGAGCUUCCCCCCAUUAUGCGCCAGUUUGGUGGCUGGUAGUACCGGGUCCGGGAUACGCUCGGCCAUGGUCACCUCCUACAACGGAGGCGGCACUGACGAUCACGGGGACUUGUCGCAGACUUGCCUCAGGUCAGCAAAAUGA